GCCUUCGCUCGGUGUUGUCUUAUCGUUGGAUCUCCACCAUGGAUAUUGAGUUCAGUAUCAGUGGUGUGAUCUACAAAAUCAAUGCUCAAACCGUGCCAAUCGAGACAACCUUGAUCACAUUCAUUCGUGAUUAUGCUCAGCUCAAAGGAACCAAAUUUAUGUGCCUCGAGGGUGGUUGUGGAGCAUGUGUCGUAAAUCUCACAGAAGUGAAUCCGGUGACAAAUGAAAUCAUCACAAAAUCAGUGAAUUCGUGUCUGCUUCCAGUAUACGCUUGUCAUGGCCGAGAUAUUCUGACAGGAGAAGGAAUCGGUUGUAAAAAGUCUGGAUAUCACCCUGUCCAAAAACGUUUGGCAGCAUUCAAUGGAUCUCAAUGUGGGUUCUGUUCUACUGGUAUGGUAAUGUCCAUGUAUAGUAUGCUGGAGGCCAAUAAAGGUUCAGUUACCAUGCAAGAGGUGGAAAAUGCUCUCGACGGAAACAUUUGCCGAUGCACCGGUUAUCGUCCGAUCUUGGACGCAUUUAAAUCGUUCGCCACAGACGUCGGUGAAAAUGUGAAACGUUUGUGUACGGACAUUGAGGAGCUGAGCGUUGAUGAUUGCCUGGGAAAGGCUUGUAACACCGUAUGCUCCAAUGCAUCCAAAGUAAACAUGGAUCCAAAACAGAUUCUUCAUAUACCGUGCAAAAGCAACAAAGUUUGGUACAAGGUUUCGACAGUUAAUCAAGUAUUCGAAAUAUUUAAUUCGAUCAAAUCACGUCCUUACAUGCUUGUGGCCGGAAAUACCGCUCAUGGAGUCUACAGACAAAACGGACAUCUGGAAGUGUUCAUCGAUAUCAAUUCGGUCGAUGAACUCCAUCGACGAUCGAUUGGACCGGAGCUUGUCGUUGGAGGCAAUGUGACAAUACAUGAUUGUAUAACUUUUUUGGAAAAUGUCUCGAGAGAAAGUAUCAACUUUCAAUAUUUGAAAAAUUUCACCGAACACUUGAGACUCGUAGCAAAUCAACCGGUUAGGAACAUUGGAACUCUUGCAGGGAAUCUGAUGAUCAAGCAUCAGCAUCCAGAAUUUCUAUCGGAUAUUUUUCUGCUCCUGGAGACUGUUGAAGCCAAAGUGGAAAUAGCUUCGGAGAAUACCAACGAGACAGUUUCUCCUCAACAUUUCCUCAAAAUGAAUAUGAACAAGAAAAUGCUGCGCAAAAUGAUUCUGCCAGCGAUGCCGCCUCAAAGCACGUUUUUCAGAUUAUAUAAAAUAAUGCCGGUCGCACAAAAUUCUCAAGCACAUGUAAAUGCCGGAUUCCUGCUUCAAUUUUCCAGGUCUAGAACUAUAUUGGAAAUAUGCUUUGGUGGGAUCAAUCCUUCGUUUACUCACGCUUCUAGAACGGAAAACUAUCUUGUAGGAAAAUCACCUUUCUCCAACGAAGUGCUGCACGAAGCUUUAGAAACACUUUUGUCAGAACUUCAACCGGAUAACGCUCUUCAAGAGCCCUCACCUUUAUACCGUAAAAAGUUGGCAGCAUCUCUCCUGUACAAAUUUCUGCUCAACAUAGCUCCAAAACAGGAGAUUACACUAAAUCUAAAGUACCAAUCAGGAGGAUUUGCCUUGGAUCGAGCACUUUCCAGUGGCAAGCUGGGUUACGAUACCUACCCUACGAAAUGGCCGCUUACACAGAACAUUGCUAAGGUAGAAGGAUUGCUGCAGACAUCCGGUGAGGCGGAAUAUAUCAACGAUAUGCCGAAGAGACCCAACGAGCUGUAUGCUGCUUUUGUUCUGGCUACCCAGAUUCGUAGUCGAAUUACAAUUAUUGAUGCCACCGAAGCUUUGAAAACCAAAGGAGUGAUAGCAUUCUAUUCUGCAAAGAACAUACCCGGUAUCAACAACUUCAUGCCAAUUGAUCUCGGAACACCGAACGUGGAGGAAAUAUUCUGUAGCGGAGAGGUUACAUACCAUGGGCAACCAGUUGGAGUCAUCAUUGCAGAGUCCUUUGAAAUCGCGAACCAAGCUACAAAGUUAGUCAAAAUUUGUUACGAAUGCAUAUCUUUGGAAUCAGUUUUUACCAAUGCGAAGGAUGUAGUGACAAAUGGAAUCUCUGAUCGUAUCACCAACCAAGGAUUUGAUCGAUACGGAUCACAGUUCAGCACAGCUGCCGAGGGACCCAUCAAAAUUCAAGGGCAUCUCGAUCUACGCGGUCAGUACCAUUAUACCUUGGAAACGCAGACGUGUUUCUGUGUCCCAACAGAAGACGGCAUGGAAGUUUAUAGUGCUACGCAACAUCCAAACAUUGUUCAUGCAGCUCUACAUCAAGCUCUGAAUGUGCCACAAAAUAGUAUCCACUUGAUUGUGAAACGUGUUGGCGGAGCUUAUGGAGCAAAGUCUUCUCGACCAUCUCUGGUGGCUUGUGCGUGUGCGAUUGCAGCCCUUCUGACCAGAAGACCCGUUCGAAUGGUUCUUCCCAUGGAGACCAAUAUGUCUGCGAUCGGAAAAAGAAUUGGUUCUUACAGCGAGUAUGAAGUCUAUGUGGAUAAGUCUGGGAAGAUCAAUAAAUUAAACCAUAAGUUUACUCAUGACGGAGGUAUCAUAUACAACGAGCUGUUAGCGUAUCUUACUACCGACAUGUUCAGGAGCGCCUACGUUACCGAUCGCACCGAUACGCCAACCAAUACGUGGUGUCGUUGUCCUGGAUCAUCCGAGGGUAUUGCCAUGAUUGAAAACAUUAUGGAACAUAUUGCUCAUAUGACAGGUAAAGACCCUAUUGAAGUGCGACUCCAAAACAUGACUAAAGAUUCAAAACUACGACAAAUGCUUCCCAGCUUCCGAAAGGAUAUAGACUUCGACGAACGGAAAAAGGCUGUGGACAAGUUCAAUAUCCAAAACCGGUGGCACAAACGAGGGAUAGCCAUCAUUUGUAUGGAAUAUCCGAUGGAGUACUCAGGCACUAUGAAUGCUUUGGUAUCGAUUUUUCACACCGAUGGCACGAUUGGGAUAACUCAUUCGGGUGUUGAGAUGGGUCAGGGCAUCAAUACAAAAGUGAUACAGGUGGCUGCGAGGACCUUGGGGUUGCCGAUUGACAUGAUUUCCGUGAAACCCACUUCUAGUGUGACCUCUCCCAACUGUACGGCAACUGUUCAUAGUCGAGGCAGCGAAACUGUGGCAUAUGCCGUUCAACGAUGCUGCGAAAUGUUGAUGGAACGCUUGCGGCCAUACCGUGAACAAAAUCCUCAGGGUUCGUGGCAAGACGUCUUAAACCAAGCCUUUUUGGCAAACGUCGAUCUAACGGCUCUCUACGGCUAUGCUCCGUUCGAUCUUGAAGGCUACGUCAUAUUUGCUACGGCCUGUGCCGAAGUUGAAGUAGAUAUCCUAACAGGACAUUUGCAAGUCUCAAGAGUUGAUAUUCUCCAAGACGUCGGAGAAAGUAUGAGUCCCGGAAUCGAUAUCGGUCAGGUUGAAGGUUCAUUCAUCAUGGGACUCGGUUAUUAUUUGACCGAGGCGUUAAUCUACGAUCCUUCGAGUGGAGCCUUGGUGAACAACCGUUCCUGGAACUAUAAGGUACCGGGAACGAAGGAUAUCCCUGUCGAUUUCAGAAUAAAGUUUUUGAAGAACAGCUCAAAUAAGGCCGGUGUUUUGGGUUCUAAAGCCACGGGUGAACCAUCGUUCUGUAUGAGCCCUGUACUCACUUAUGCCCUCCGAUAUGCACUGAGAUCAGCAAGGAAAGAUGCUGGGUUGCCCGAUGAAUGGAUUCCCAUUGGAACUGGAACAACUUCCGAAAAAAUAUUUUUGAUGGCUGGAAAUAGUAUAGCUGAUUACAAAUUCUACUGAAGAGAUGCAAUGGUAUUGAUAGAACAUGCAAAUAUAAACUUCUUAUCAUACAUUCACAUUGAUUCAAAGGCGACUAUCCAAGAUCGUUCCCGGGCUGGCCAGAGCCUCUUUACGUUCCUGGAUGGCAUUGCAUAAUUUUCUGUACGGCCCUAGUGGAAGACCCAGUGACUUGAUGUCACUUUCCGUGAGGAGCAUCAGUGUUUCCAUAUCUAUUUCGUUCUUUUGGAAUCUGUAAAAAAUAAAACAACCAAUAAAAAAUCAUACAAUCUAAGCCCUAAAAACCGUUCCAAAAGUCUUACGUCGGAUAGUAAUCUUCGAGCUUGAAGGCUGCCAGGAAUCGCAACACCGCCAGCGAUUCGUUUUCCUCGUUGUCUGAACUGUCCUCGUCCGUGUCCGAGUCCGAUAUGACCAGCUGAGAUCGGGGUUUAAUGGGUCCGUUUUUGGGUAGAGGUUUUCCGGACCGACCACCACCGUCCGAUGAUUCGUUUGCUGACUGGUCGUUGUUGCCCAGCUGGGCAAGUACCGUCGAAACGGAUCGACUGGAAUACAAAGAAAAAUU
Molecule: messenger RNA, 4365 nt
Organism: Uranotaenia lowii
Lineage: Eukaryota; Metazoa; Arthropoda; Insecta; Diptera; Culicidae
Product: xanthine dehydrogenase/oxidase-like
Molecular function (GO): oxidoreductase activity; FAD binding; iron ion binding
Source: RefSeq, a predicted model, not a curated record